AUGCUUAGAAAAUGUGCUAAGGUCUCCUGGAGCCCAAGGGUAGCAACAAGCACAUCGGGUGUCUGUCCCCCAAUUAGAGCUAAUGGUGGCUCCUCAGUCGCUGCCCUGGCAGGUGCUCUAGUUAUGGCACAUGCCCCUUCUCGGCCUCUACCUCAGCUCCGACCUCUCGCGGCUCUAGCAGGGGGCGCAUGUGUCUGCUUAGCUAAUCCAGUAGUACGUGUCCUCACCAUUUAUCCAGAGAGAGUAUUUGAGAAAUUAGAAUGUUCGAAAGUUGCCAAAUUUAAGUAUGCCAUCUCACUGUUACAAAGGGAUGCUUAUGACUGGUGGGUAAGUGUACCAAAUGCCAAAGCAAAACCUCUGGUACUUACUUGGGAUGAUUUUGUCAAAGAAUUCCGCAUGAAGUAUGUCCCACCUGCUUAUCGUGAUACAAAGAAAAAGGAGUUUCUGGAUUUAAAGCAAAGGGUCCCGCAACAUGAAAUUGUUUCUAAACUAGUUAUAGCUGCUCUUACUUGGGAAAGAAUUGACAAGGAACAAGCUAGUAGAAAUGAAAACAGGUUCAGAAAAGCUAAUUCAGAUUAUGGCGGUCCCUCCAAAAGGGGGAAGUUUGACAAUUCCAAGACUGGUGGUGUUCACAAGUCAGCUCAGCAUAAGCAAAAUAGAUCAAAAUUUUCUACUGCUAGCACUCCAAGCUAUGGACAACGCAAGAAUCGUAUACCCACCUGUGCAGAGUGUAGAAAGAAUCACUUUGGUACUUGCAGGAAAGCUUCUUGUGCUUGUUUUAACUGUGGGAGCUUCGAUCACAAAGUGAAGGAUUGUCCUAAUCCUAACCUUCUUUAUUCUCCACGUACUGAAGGUUCAGUUCAGAAACCUACUCUCGCUCCUUCUCAAGGGAAUAGAGGUGCAAGAUCUAGAAACACCCAAACCACAGGUGAAGGUGGAGCUAAUCAAGCUAUUGGGUCAAGAGCUACAACACGAGCUUAUGCUAUGAGACAGAGGGAUGACCAAUAUGGGGCAGGAGUGGUUGUUGGUAAAUUUCACUUAUUUGGAUUAUAUGUUGUUACACUAUUUGAUCUUGGUUCUACACAUUCCUAUGUUUGCUCAUCACUUGUUUUUCUUGAAAAUGUGAAAUCUGUGAGACUUGAUUUUGGUGUGCUUGUUAGAAGUCCUUUGGGCCAUCAGAUUGUUUGUAAUCAGAUGUAUCGAGGUUGUCCCUUCGAGAUUCAAAAUCUAGUCUUCCCUGCUGAUCUGAUUGAAAUGCCUUUCUAA
Messenger RNA from Nicotiana tabacum (common tobacco), 1266 nucleotides. NCBI's taxonomy places the organism in Eukaryota, Viridiplantae, Streptophyta, Magnoliopsida, Solanales, Solanaceae. The record is from RefSeq and is a predicted model, not a curated record.